Molecule: messenger RNA, 888 nt
Organism: Limulus polyphemus (Atlantic horseshoe crab)
Lineage: Eukaryota; Metazoa; Arthropoda; Merostomata; Xiphosura; Limulidae
Exons: 4
Coding region: 327-704 (125 amino acids)
Source: RefSeq, a predicted model, not a curated record
AUCCCCUUCAGCUUUUUCCCUGAAACUUGAAGUUUAGAGUUGGACAAGUUGGAAAGAAAUCAGUUGUUUCCCCUGUUCCAAUAAAUGAGGAAGACUUUGAUAAAUAUGUAGAGCAACUCAAUAGAGAACGUAGUGGUGGACAAUACAGAUCACACAUUAGGACAUUAUUGAGAGAGACUCGCUCUAGAAGAGCACAGUGGCAAACCACACUGAAACCAACCUGUAAUAGAAACAUUACCUUGUGUUGAAGAGUGAGUCUUGUACUGCAUGAAUUUUUCACCAUAAGAAACAUCAACAAUCCUGACAAGGCUAGAAAUGAGAUUAAAAUGGAGUGGCUGAUGAAAAAGGUUGCAGAGCAGUUGAAGAAGGAUUUAAAUAGGUCUGACAUGACAGAUUGUAUGAUAAGCGGGAGACUUGUAGAGGAAUUGGUCGGAAAAAUGAAAUGGAAAGGACAGUGGUCAAGAACAGUAAUUAAAAUGAGCACUGAUCAUGUUGAUUUAAUCCCACAAAAACAUUCGGACUCUGCAGAUGAGGAGGUACCCCAUCUUGUAUUUACAAACAGUCUGGAGGAAGUUGGUGACAACAUAAAGAAUUUUGGACAAACCAGCAAUAUUUUUGAUGCAAUGAUGUUAUUAAUUGCGACAUAUUAUGUGUUUGAUUUAGAAUAUCCAACCAUUUAUUCACAAGUUUUGGGAAUUACAUAACACUAGGUGGGUUAUAACUGGAAGCAGUUUUCAGAGAUUAUAUCAAGAUCUUCUGAAACACCAAAUUAGUAAUUUAGAGAGAUUGUUUAAUUAGUGUUAAUAUUUGUACUUCACUCAAAUAAAAUGUCAUAUCUGCAGAGUAAAUUACAUCUAUUCAGUUUUUAUCAAGGCUUUGUGGAUGUGA